AUGUCUCUUAACAACGUCACAAACAGAAAAAGAGGCGAUUCCAUUGCAGAUAUUCAGGAGAGUAGAAAUUUUCAAGACCAUACGAUUGUUAAGGGAAAGAUCGCUUGUCGCCAGCAUUUAAGUUUGGAGGAUAAAAUACACCGAACAGAUUUAGAUAGUAAAAUCAGAGAAUUUCAUGAAGUUAUUCGGCAUAAUAACGUGGAGCAAGUACGAAGAUCUCUUGAGGCAGGGAUAAAUGCCAAUGCGCAAGAUAUAGCAACGGGAAAAUUGCCGUUGAUCGAAGCAACCAAUUUGGGGCAUGUAGAAAUCGUCAAGGUUUUAUUAGCAGCUCAUGCAGACGUCAACCUUACCAAUAUUCAGGGUAUCACGGCUCUCCAUGUAUCUGUUAACCCAAAAGUUUUCAAUCAAGAAAUAGUACAGUUAUUUCUGGAACGAAGAAAUGCAAAUUACAACAUACAAGAUAAAAUGACUGAAAGCACACCCAUACAUAUUUUAUGUAAAGUUUGUACUUCUGGGAAGAAUAUCAACACAUCGACGUUGCAUAGUAUACUAAAAGAGAUGGUACCGAGAUGUGAUUUAGAAUUAAAAGAUAAAUUGGGAAAUACGCCUCUUCAUAUAAUCGCAAUGGGGAAAAAAGAAGAUUUGGAAGCCAUGGAAAUUCUACCGCAAUAG
Molecule: messenger RNA, 672 nt
Organism: Centruroides sculpturatus (bark scorpion)
Lineage: Eukaryota; Metazoa; Arthropoda; Arachnida; Scorpiones; Buthidae
Product: acyl-CoA-binding domain-containing protein 4-like
Exons: 2
Coding region: 1-672 (223 amino acids)
Molecular function (GO): protein binding
Source: RefSeq, a predicted model, not a curated record